AUUUUCUUUUUGCCUAUGUUUGAGAGCUCUCUUUCAUUUGUUACUAGCUUCAAUUUUUUGUUUUCUAACUUUCUCAAUGUCUGCUAUAAGCUACAUUAAUAAAAUUCUAGUUUUUCUUCUCCUAUCAAGAAUAUCACAUCCAGUUGAAGUAUCAAAUAGCUGUAAUUUAUUUCAAGGAAGUUGGGUUUUUGAUGAUUCUUAUCCACUUUAUGACUCCUUGCAAUGUCCAUUUAUAGACCCAAGUCUCAAUUGUAUCAAAAAUGGAAGAACAGACAAUUUAUACCUCAAAUACAGAUGGCAGCCAAAUGAUUGUGACAUGCCGAGGUUCAAUGGUGAUGAUUUCCUGCAAAAGUUUAGAGGCAAAAGCUUCAUGUUUGUGGGGGAUUCCUUGAGCAGCAACCAGUGGCAAUCACUAGCAUGCAUGCUUCAUGCUGCAGUUCCAAAUUCUAAUUACACAUUUGACAGAACAAGGAACCGUUCCGUUCUCUCAAUCCCGGAGUUUGACUUCACAGUCACAUUCUUGAAAGACGGAUUUCUUGUUAACCUAGUGGUCGAGGAAGCUGGACGAGUUCUCAAGCUCGACUCUCUCAGCAGUAGCAAACAAUGGAAAGGAAUUGAUGUCUUAAUUUUCAACAGCUACCAUUGGUGGAUACAUACAGGACAUAGACAAACAUGGGACUACUUUCAAGUUGGUGACAAACUUUACAAGGAUAUGGACCAUAUGGAAGCAUACAAGAUUGCUUUAACAACUUGGGCAAAUUGGGUUGAUUCCAACAUUGAUCCUGCCGUGACUAAAGUGUUCUUCCAAGGAAUUUCUGCUAUUCAUUUCCGUGGCAAGGAUUGGGAUGAACCAACUGUGCAGGACUGCAGUGGACAAACAAAACCAAUAGAAGGCUCAACUUAUCCAGGUGAAAGAUAUCCAGGAGAAGCAGUUGUGAAGAGUGUCCUAAGUAACAUGACAAAACCUGUGACUUUACUUGAUAUUGCACUGCUUACACAACUACGAAAAGACGGACACCCCGCGGGAUUUGCCAGUGGCACAAAUACUGAUUGCAGCCACUGGUGUGUAGCUGGUGUUCCAGAUUCUUGGAAUGAGCUAUUGUACACAAUCUUGCUCCAGAAAUGAUUUUCUGAAGCUAUAGUGGAUUUGUUCUUUAAUCAUGAAUCUCAAUCUCAUAUAUGAAUGAAAUUUGAUGAUUUGGUGGCUUCCCCGCAUA
Messenger RNA from Lycium ferocissimum, 1217 nucleotides. Its product is annotated as protein trichome birefringence-like 42. NCBI's taxonomy places the organism in Eukaryota, Viridiplantae, Streptophyta, Magnoliopsida, Solanales, Solanaceae. Gene Ontology annotation, molecular function: O-acetyltransferase activity. Bases 77 to 1126 code for a protein of 349 amino acids. The record is from RefSeq and is a predicted model, not a curated record. The transcript has 5 exons. Gene Ontology annotation, cellular component: Golgi apparatus.